Molecule: messenger RNA, 450 nt
Organism: Mesorhabditis belari
Lineage: Eukaryota; Metazoa; Nematoda; Chromadorea; Rhabditida; Rhabditidae
Source: the annotation of a GenBank genome assembly
AUGUCCUAUAAAGAUCAAGAAAGAACCUGGGAUAGGAAAUCGCAACAACUUGAACAGGUGGAAGCUUGUGGAGAGCUAAUCGAUGUGCUUUCUACUCAUGUACAAAGUUGCGUCAGCGAGCUCAGCAAAGAAAAACAGAUUAGCAAGGUCAAAAUGGAGGAUGCCUGUUUGGGCUUCAAAAGUACUCUGAAAGAUAUCGAGGAUAAAUUAGACAAAGUUCUGGAUAACUUGUAUCUUGUCAGCUCAGCCGGCUACACACAGCAAAGCUCCAAUUUUGAGACCACUCAAAAAAUGGCGUUGAUUAAAAGCACCGAGCGCUUUUUGCACGAAGAACUUCGACGAAUGCACGAUAAACACUUUGCGUGUGACUCAGAAAUGGCCGAGUUAGAUCCCGUUGAUUCUUCCAAAAUAUCAUUUUCUGAGUUUGAUCCGGAACGGUUCGGCGAACCC